UUGUUGUUUCUCUUUAUAAACCAAAAAGACUAGAUGAUGGAGGCACAUAAUAUAGACAUGUUUGAACAAGGAAAUUCGAUCGAAACAACAAACUCUAUUAGUACCCGUCAUUUUACCAUAUCCCGGCAGAUCGUGACUACCUUUCCACCAGCUUUAUGGUCGACUUUUCCGGUGCGUGAUGAAUUUAACUCUGACUUGGAAGAAAUUCUAACUGAUCAGGACAGGAUCAAUUCCGAGAAGAAACUCGAUCCUUAUGAAUGGAGAUGUUUAUGUUUAAGGUUUUCACAGGAGGUUGCCCCAGUGAUAUUUACUGGAGAGUGUAUAUUUUCCAAAGGAACCAAAUUGGAAUUGGUUGAUGAUGUUACUGGACAACAAGUGAGACAUGGGCCUCUAGCCUCAGCACAAGUUGAAAUAUUUGUACAUAAUGACGACGAACUAAACAGUCAUAUGAAGAUUCAAACAAGAGGUGACCAAAAUCCAUAUCUGAGGUUGGAAGGAGGUGUUGUUUCGGUUAACAAAAUUAUAUUCAAAUACUCUCCAAAUCAUAUGAAGAAGUCGACUGGGGUAAAGCUAAGAGCAAGGGUUGUCGAUCAACCUCAAGUGAUAGAGGCCGUCACAGGACCCUUUACUCUCAAGGAUAAACGUUCAAAAAGCAAGAAACGGUACCCUCCAUCACCAAGGGAUCAUGUAUGGAGACUAGACCAUAUUUACAAAAAUGGUCCCUUCCAUAAGCGGUUGACUGAAAACGGUAUAAAAACAGUGGAGGAUUUCCUAGUUGAACUCCAAAACAAUCCUCAGAGGCUACGUCAUAUCCUUGGCAAAAGCAUGUACGAAAAUUGUUGGAAAAAAGUCACAACGCAUGCUAAGACUUGCAAUCUUGACGGAAGAAAGUACCAUCACUUGGUCGCGGUUGACGAAUGCCGGUCUUUAGAGUUAGAAAAUACUUCAGGAGCAGCUGAAAGUAACCAGUGGUUAGAGAGUGCUGAAUCUUAUGCAAUGGUUGACCGGCAAUACGAGUCAGAUGAGAUGUCUCUUGAUAUCACAUCUGUGAUUUCAGAAUCAGAAUAUUGGGAGAAAAUUAUGCAAUUUCUUGAUUCAUAGUUACACUACGUACGUUCA
Molecule: messenger RNA, 1119 nt
Organism: Solanum pennellii
Lineage: Eukaryota; Viridiplantae; Streptophyta; Magnoliopsida; Solanales; Solanaceae
Product: calmodulin-binding protein 60 D-like
Exons: 7
Coding region: 34-1101 (355 amino acids)
Biological process (GO): regulation of salicylic acid biosynthetic process
Cellular component (GO): nucleus
Molecular function (GO): calmodulin binding; sequence-specific DNA binding; DNA-binding transcription factor activity
Source: RefSeq, a predicted model, not a curated record